AUGGAUUAUCAUGCGAUUCACGGUCAUGACAGAGCCAGCUUUGACACAUCUGGUGCCCACCGAUUACCAACCGUCUCGGCUUCCCAGGCCCUGGAUGAGCUUGGAGGCGACGCGUCAAACCAUGUCUCUACAGGCCUCGAGGAUCUAGAUCAUGCUCUUGCGGGCACAGUAUCCGUUGACUCUCAGGAUUCUACCCCAAAAGGUGGUGUUCAUCGAGGCCAGGUGACAGAAAUUUGGGGCCCCCCUGGAACGGGGAAAACUGCCUUGGGGCUAAAGGCGGUCAUCAAGACUAUCAAGGACGAUCAAGGCGAUUCAGACGUGGAAGCACAUGAUGUUGAGGGUGACGCUGGUCGAUUCCUUCAUUAUUCAUGUCUGACUCUUCCUCACUUUGUUGCCCUCAUCUCACGACCUACUGCCAAGGUUAUACCAGCCAAUACUUCGCUGGUGGUUAUCAGCUCCCUAUCAGCAUUAGUCAACUCGGCUCUGCCAAAAUCGCAUGAUGGCAAGGCUAUUUCCAAGUCUGCCAAGGGUAUUCCCUUUACGAAACGGCUACAGGCACUGCAGUCCAUCAUGAAUGCUCUUCACAAACUUGCGGCCACUAGGAAUUGCGCAGUUGUAAUCUUGUCUCAAUGCGCGACCAAGAUGCACUCGGAAAGGGGUGCAACGUUGACCGCGGCAGUUAAUGCCACGGUUUGGGAGCAAGGGGUCUCUACACGGCUUGUCGUGUUCCGAGACUGGGUCUGGCAAGAGGGCAAGCUUGCGAGCGUGUUCCUCGCAGGUCUGCAAAAGGUGGAUGGAAAGGCGUCUCAGGAGACCGUGGAGAACGUAGUCGCAUUCAAAGUGGAGUUGGACGGCGUGGCCCAGAUUCCCUACGAAGCGAUUCAAUCAAUUGAGCUGGCCAGGCACAAGCGAAAGCUUGGCGAGACGGAGCUCGAAGUUCCUGACAGCGAGGACGACGAGGACUACGGAUGGGCAGAUGAAGACGAAGCGGCUAUGCCGGCCCCGCCACCUCAGUGGCAAGGCAGCGAGGAUAUCCUCCUCGGCCAGGAGGUUGGAAGAAGCGAGGGCGAGAACAGUGAUGGAGAUGAUGAG
Messenger RNA from Fusarium vanettenii 77-13-4, 1092 nucleotides. RefSeq lists its product as uncharacterized. The transcript has 5 exons. Gene Ontology annotation, cellular component: Rad51B-Rad51C-Rad51D-XRCC2 complex; replication fork; Rad51C-XRCC3 complex. The record is from RefSeq and is a predicted model, not a curated record. Gene Ontology annotation, biological process: reciprocal meiotic recombination; meiotic DNA recombinase assembly. NCBI's taxonomy places the organism in Eukaryota, Fungi, Ascomycota, Sordariomycetes, Hypocreales, Nectriaceae. Gene Ontology annotation, molecular function: four-way junction DNA binding; crossover junction DNA endonuclease activity. The annotation marks the transcript as partial.